Molecule: messenger RNA, 831 nt
Organism: Actinia tenebrosa (Australian red waratah sea anemone)
Lineage: Eukaryota; Metazoa; Cnidaria; Anthozoa; Actiniaria; Actiniidae
Source: RefSeq, a predicted model, not a curated record
AAUGUAGCUAAAGUCUUUGGAUUCAAGAAACAUGCGUUUAUGGAUGUGGAAGCUGCUUCAGGUAAUUCUGAUUUCAAUCUACGUUCUCCUUCAGAUUCUUUCGUAUUACCAAAUGAAUUCUAGACUAGACACUGCUCUGCUGCGAAUAAAAAAGUUAGAAGAUCUUUUAGAUGAAAGAGGAAGCAAUGAGAACAUUCAGACAGCAGUCAGAAAUUCAAAGCAAGAAAUACCUAUGUCUGGAAAACUCACAGACGUCCCAAGACACGAACAUGUCAGGCUCAAAAGAUCUUCAUUAACGAGCAGAGAUGUUGAACUUGAUGGAAUCAUCAAGAGAUUACAAUUUGUCGAAAGUAGUAUGUUAGCAAACAGUACAAGUCGGCCAAGUCACUACUGUUUACGGGGUCCACCGGGUUUGCAAGGCCUCCCGGGUAGAGACGGGUUACCGGGAAAUACGGGACCCCCUGGAGCAGAAGGAAGGAUUGGACCACCAGGGAGAGACGGUAGACCUGGCGCUAAUGGUCGUGAUGGAGUAGCAGGCAGAGAUGGGAUGCCAGGAAGAGACGGUGUGCAAGGGGUGCCGGGUAGUUUGGACGUUACGUCAUCGCGGCCAAGCCAGUGGUAUUUUUAAGAAAAAGAAUCCUCGAAAAAGAAUAGCUUCUUUUGUUUAAUAUCAACAACAUGGCACGCGAUAACAUAAGCUCCUCUUUCUAAGGUCGCUCAUAAUAAAAUGUAGAAUUAGAAAAGAAAAAAAAAAAAGGAAUGAAAUUGCUUCGUGUGCACCAAGCAAGGUUCUGCUGAGGAUGGAAUCCACGACCUGCUCUCCCACCUCCC